Oreochromis niloticus (Nile tilapia) is the source of this 3534-nucleotide messenger RNA. RefSeq names its product histone H4. The coding region runs from base 39 to 350 and encodes 103 amino acids. The transcript is spliced from 7 exons. The record is from RefSeq and is a predicted model, not a curated record. NCBI's taxonomy places the organism in Eukaryota, Metazoa, Chordata, Actinopteri, Cichliformes, Cichlidae. Gene Ontology annotation, molecular function: structural constituent of chromatin; DNA binding; protein heterodimerization activity. Gene Ontology annotation, cellular component: nucleosome.
CUCAAGUAACUCUUCAGAUUCAUUUCUGAACAGCAAAAAUGAGUGGAAGAGGAAAAGGUGGCAAAGGACUCGGUAAAGGAGGCGCUAAGCGCCACCGUAAGGUGCUCCGUGAUAACAUCCAGGGCAUCACUAAGCCAGCUAUCCGCCGCCUGGCUCGCCGUGGUGGCGUCAAGCGUAUUUCUGGUCUGAUCUAUGAGGAGACCCGUGGUGUGCUGAAGGUGUUCCUGGAGAACGUUAUCCGCGACGCCGUCACCUACACUGAGCACGCCAAGAGGAAGACCGUGACCGCCAUGGAUGUGGUGUACGCUCUGAAGAGGCAGGGCCGCACUCUGUACGGCUUCGGCGGUUAAGUUUACAGUAUUGAUCCAAACAACAAAAGGUCCUUUUCAGGACCACCCAUCUCUUCAAUAGAGCUGAUUCUACUCUGUGUGUGUGUGUCUUUUUCACUGGUACAAACGCUGAACAUUCAGGCUGGUUGUAUUGCGCUAAUGUAAUAGAUCAUCGUGCUCAUUUACACAGCUGCACCGUGUGUCUCAACAAAUUUUCCAGUUUGUGGGUGAGACUGAAAUGUGUCUGAGAAGGUUCUCAGUGUUCCAGGUCAUCGUAGUCUAAGGAGCUUGGAAAGAAGUGUUCGGACUUAUUUUAAGUUGAGACUGAAAUAUGAAGAACAAUUUCCUUUUGUCUACGGUAGCGCAAAGUCUGCGGUAACCGUAGACGGUUACGUCUUUUCGUUGGCCCGGAGUCUACGGUGACUGGACUCUGGCCCAAUAAGAGCGCUGAAUCCCACUGUAGACGACCAAUCGUCUGUUGACGGAAGUUGUGUCACCAAAACAACAACGGGCAGCGGGACAGCGAAACGGCCAACUCCGCUGUUUUUUCUGGAAACUGGCAUUUCUUUUAUGUUUACAUCUUUUCAGCGGCUACAACUGAUGAUGGCGACACCAGCAAUUCGCCCCUGCACCUCGUCAGCAGGCCGGGUGACAAGUAUGGUCUUCACCAAACCUCAUCAGGAGCUGCUCAGCCGAGUCGCUGCCUUCACUCACGCGCAGAAGCUUCUUCGAGCAGAGGGUAUCCACGCGCCUUCACGUCAGCAGUGCCCGGUGGUGCUUUCGGUGGCUCGUUACAAACGAUAGCCAAUCAGGAGAGUCUUCAGCAUCAAACUGAUCUGGACUCGGUGUUUAAGAGGCUGGAGGACAUUAACACGUUUGUGAAGAACGAGCUGCAGGAGAUGCAGAAUGAUCUGAAUCCAGAUUAUUCAGAGUGUCAGAGGGAUGAAGAGGAGGUGUUGGACAGUGAGGAAGAGAAGCAGAGAAGGAGCAGCAGAGAGGCAUUUCUGAAACUUGCAGUUAACUUCCUGAGAAUAAUGAAACAGGAGGAGCUGGCUGACUGUCUGCAGAGCAAAAAUCCUGAUCCACUUUGUGAGAAUACAUUUAAAUGUAACCUAAAGAAGAAGUUCCAGUGUGUGUUUGAGGGGAUUGCUAAACCAGGAACCCGAAUCACUCUAAAUGAGAUCUACACAGAGCUCUACAUCUCAGAUGGAGGGACCGGAGAGGUCAACACUGAACAUGAGGUCAGACAGAUUGAAAUGUUUUCCUGGAAACCAAACGGACCAGAAACAUCAAUCAGGUGUGAAGACAUCUUUAAAGCUUCGACUGAAAGAGACAAACCAAUCAGAACAGUUCUGACCAAAGGAGUGGCUGGCAUCGGGAAAACACUCCUGACACAAAAGUUCACUUUGGACUGGGCUGAAGACAAGACCAACUAGAACAUCCAGUUCAUUUUUCCAUUCACAGUCAGAGAGCUGAAUUUACUGAAGGAUAAAAAGUUCAGCUUAGUGGGAUUUAUUCAUCACUUCUUCACUGAAAUCAAAGAAGCAGGAAUCUGUAACUUUAAAAAGUUCAAAGUUGUGUUCAUCUUUGAUGGUCUGGAUGAGUGUCGACUUCCUCUGAACUUCCACAUCACUGAGAUCCUCACUGAUGUUACAGAGUCCACAUCAGUGGAUGUGCUGCUGACAAACCUCAUCAGGGGAAAGUUGCUUCCUUCUGCUCACAUCUGGAUAACCACAUGACCUGCAGCAGCCAAUCAGAUCCCUGCUGAGUAUAUAGACAUGGUUACAGAGGUCAGAGGGUUCACUGACCCACAGAAGGAAGAGUAUUUCAGGAAAAGACUCAGAGACAAGGAAGAGGCCAACACCAUAAUCUCUCACAUCAAGACAUCACGAAGCCUCCACAUCAUGUGUCACAUCCCAAUCUUCUGCUGGAUCACUGUUACAGUUCUAGAGAGUGUGUUAAAAACCAAACAGGCUGGAGGAAAGCUGCCCAAGACACUGCCUGAGAUGUACAUUCACUUCCUGGUGGUUCAGACCAAAGUGAAGAACAUCAAGUAUGAUGGAGGAGCUGAGACAGAUCCUCUCUGGAGUCCAGAGAGCAGGAAGAUGAUUGAAGCACUGGGGAAACUGGCUUUUGAGCAGCUGCAGAAAGGAAACCUGAUCUUCUAUGAAUCAGACCUGACAGAGUGUGGAAUUAAUGUCAAAGAGGCCUCAGUGUACUCAGGAGUGUUCACACAGAUCUUUAAAGAGGAGAGAGGGCUGUACCAGGACAAGGUGUACUGUUUUGUCCAUCUGAGCAUUCAGGAGUUUCUAGCUGCUCUUCAUGCCCAUUUGACAUUCAUCAACUCUGGUAUCAACCUGCUGGAAGAAGAACAAAUAUCAUCAGUGCAGACUUAUGAGUUUCCAGUAAGACAGUUCUAUCAGAGUGCUGUGGACAAGGCUUUAAAGAGUCCAAAUGGACAUCUGGACUUGUUUCUUCGCUUCUUCCUGGGUCUUUCAAUGCCAGCCAGUUGGGAUUUCCUACAAGAUCUGCCACACAAACCGGAAACAGUUUACAGAUAAAUCAGGAAACAGUUCAGUAUGUUUAAAAAAAAGAUGAAUGAUACUCUCUCUCCAGAGAAAAGCAUCAAUCUGCUCCACCAUUUGAAUGAACUGAAGGAUGACCCAAUAGUGAAGGAGGUCCAACAUCACCUGAGUUCAGGACACCUGUCUAAAGUUAAUCUCUCUCGUGGUCAGUGGUCAGCUCUGCUCUUCAUCUUACUGUCAUCAGAAACAGGUGUGGAUGUGUUUGACUUGAGGAAAUACUCAGUUUCAGAAGAGGCUCUUCUGCAGCUGCUGCCAGUGGUCAAAGCCUGUAAGAAAGCCCAGUUGAGUGGUUGUAACCUCACAGACAGAAGCUGUGAAGCUCUUUCCUCAAUUCUAAGUUCCCAGUCCUCCACACUGAGAGAGCUGGACAUGAGUAACAACAACCUCCAGGACUCUGGAGUGAAGCUGCUUUGUGUUGGACUCGGGAGUCCUCACUGUAUGCUGGAAACUCUCAGGUUGUCAGGCUGUCAGAUCACAGGAACAGGCUUCACCUCUCUGGCCACAGCUCUGCGCUCCAAUCCCUCCUAUUUGAAAGAGUUGGACUUGAGCUUUAAUCACCCAGGAGACUCAGAAAUGAAGCUUUUGUCUGCUCUAAAGGAGGAUCCACAUGUGAAACUGGA